GUAGACAACAUACUCCAUACUCGCAGUCAGCAAAACAAUAUAUUGGAUUCCCCAAGAAUCCCAAGAUCACGAUGCCAUUGCCCAAGAAGAUGAUGAAAACGAAGAACCCAUCGAAGCUCCAGGUGGAGCAGCCCCAGGCUAAGAAGCCCAAGGUUAAGAAGCCCAAGGUCAAGACUAAGACCAAGGUCAAGGUAAAGGUCAAGGUGAAGGGCAAGGGCAAGGUGGGGGGAUCGGGAUCGAGCACCUCGCUGGCGGAACGGGGCAGUGGUGAUGGACCCACCCAGGUGGCCGCCCAGCCCAGCCUGGUGGCGCUCCACUUCAUGGACAUCUCGCUGCGCCACUCCGACGUCCAGCUGCUCCAGUCCGCCCACGAGGGCGUCAACGAGCGGCUGGUGGCCUUCCACUACGCCCACCUCCAGCACCGGCGGUACCGCUCCGAGCCGGACCUGCACUUCCUCAAUCCGGCCCUGGUCGCCCGCCUCCGCCACAUGGACAUGCGCCAGCUGUGGACCCUGGUCCGCGACCGCCGCCUCCACGAGAAGCAGUUCAUCUUGCUGCCGCUGGCCACCCACCCAAGAGCCCAUGGACACUGGUCCCUUCUGGUGGUUUCUCGUCCGGAUGGCAAGUUCUACCACUUCGAUUCGCUGGACAACUGCCACUCGCUGCUGGCCUCCUCGGUUUCGGAAACUUUGCGAGCGCCCCUCGAGGCCUGGAAGUUCGUCCUGGUCACCGGUCGCUGUCUCCAGCAGCAGCGCCUAUCGGGCAACAAGGACCCCACCUCCGGGAUCCACCUGAUGUGCAUGACCGAGCACGUGGCGGACUACGUGUCCAGGUGUGGCUACGCCUCCAGUUCCCUGCUCAUCGCCUGGGAACAGAUCUCCGCGAUGCGCGCCCACCUCCUCGAGUUGAUCCUUUCGCUCGGCGGGAUCCUGCCCCCCAAGAGGAGCCACUGAAUCCCCUCUCCGUUGCCCCGCAUUCGCCCGACUUUCAAUCGUUUUUGCCAAAUCAAAUAUAA
This is a messenger RNA of Drosophila rhopaloa, 1015 nucleotides long. Its product is annotated as sentrin-specific protease 8. The coding region runs from base 72 to 953 and encodes 293 amino acids. The transcript is spliced from 2 exons. Gene Ontology annotation, biological process: proteolysis. Gene Ontology annotation, molecular function: cysteine-type peptidase activity; deNEDDylase activity. The record is from RefSeq and is a predicted model, not a curated record. NCBI's taxonomy places the organism in Eukaryota, Metazoa, Arthropoda, Insecta, Diptera, Drosophilidae.